Lepus europaeus (European hare) is the source of this 4860-nucleotide messenger RNA. RefSeq names its product unc-51 like autophagy activating kinase 1 (gene ULK1). Gene Ontology annotation, cellular component: autophagosome; cytoplasm. The record is from RefSeq and is a predicted model, not a curated record. Lineage: Eukaryota; Metazoa; Chordata; Mammalia; Lagomorpha; Leporidae. The transcript is spliced from 28 exons. Gene Ontology annotation, molecular function: protein serine/threonine kinase activity; ATP binding. The coding region runs from base 20 to 3169 and encodes 1049 amino acids. Gene Ontology annotation, biological process: positive regulation of autophagy; signal transduction; autophagosome organization.
CCCCCGGCCCGCGCGCGCCAUGGAGCCCGGCCGCGGCGGCGUCGAGACCGUGGGCAAGUUCGAGUUCUCCCGCAAGGACCUGAUCGGCCACGGCGCCUUCGCGGUGGUGUUCAAGGGCCGCCACCGGGAGAAGCAUGACCUAGAGGUCGCAGUCAAGUGCAUUAACAAGAAGAACCUUGCCAAGUCCCAGACGCUGUUGGGGAAGGAGAUUAAAAUCCUAAAGGAACUGAAACAUGAAAACAUUGUGGCAUUAUAUGACUUCCAGGAAAUGGCCAACUCCGUCUACCUGGUCAUGGAGUACUGUAAUGGCGGGGACCUGGCUGACUACCUGCACACCAUGCGGACGCUGAGCGAGGACACCAUCCGGCUGUUCCUGCAGCAGAUCGCCGGCGCCAUGCGGCUGCUGCACAGCAAAGGCAUCAUCCACCGCGACCUGAAGCCCCAGAACAUCCUGCUGUCCAACCCCGGGGGGCGCCGUGCCAACCCCAACAACAUCCGCGUCAAGAUCGCUGACUUCGGGUUCGCGCGCUACCUCCAGAGCAACAUGAUGGCGGCCACGCUCUGCGGCUCCCCCAUGUACAUGGCCCCGGAGGUGAUCAUGUCCCAGCACUACGACGGGAAGGCAGACCUGUGGAGCAUCGGCACCAUCGUUUACCAGUGCCUGACGGGGAAGGCGCCCUUCCAGGCCAGCAGCCCCCAGGACCUCCGCCUGUUUUACGAGAAGAACAAGACGCUGGUCCCCACCAUCCCCCGCGAGACCUCAGCCCCCCUCAGGCAGCUGCUCCUGGCCCUGCUGCAGCGCAACCAUAGAGAACGCAUGGACUUCGAUGAGUUCUUCCGUCACCCUUUCCUCGACGCCAGCGCCUCGGUCAAGAAGUCCCCGCCCGUGCCUGUGCCCUCGUACCCGAGCUCAGGGUCUGGCAGCAGCUCCAGCAGCAGCUCCACCUCCCAUCUGGCUUCCCCACCGUCCCUGGGGGAGAUGCCCCCGCUACAGAAGACGCUCACCUCCCCGGCCGCGGCCGCCGGCUUCCUGCACGGCUCGCGAGAUUCAGGCGGCAGCAGCAAGGACUCCUGCGACACGGACGACUUCGUCAUGGUCCCCGCCCAGUUUCCAGGUGACCUGGUGGCUGAGGCGGCUGGUGCCAAGCCCCUGCCGGACAGCCUGCUGUACAGUGGGAGCUCGCUGGUGGCCUCUGCUGGCCUGGACAGCCACGGCCGGACUCCUUCUCCAUCCCCCCCAUGCAGCAGCACCCCCAGCCCCUCAGGCCGGGCUGGCCCGUUCGCCAGCAGCAGGUGUGGUGCCUCUGUCCCCAUCCCAGUGCCUACUCAGGUGCACAACUACCAGCGCAUCGAGCAGAACCUGCAGUCCCCCACCCAGCACCAGACACCCCGGUCCUCCUCCAGGUCUCCUGCCAUUCGCAGGUCAGGCAGCACCAGCCCUCUGAGCUUGGCCAGGGCCAGCCCCUCGCCCCCAGCCCACGCCGACGGAGCCCUCCUGGCCAGGAAGUUGUCCCUGGGUGGGGGCCGACCCUACACACCGUCUCCGCAAGUCGGAGCCAUCCCUGAGCGGCUGGGCUGGAGCAGGGCUCCCUCCCCACAAGCAGCUGAGAUGCGGACUGGCAGGUCCCCGCGUCCAGGCUCCUCUGCUCCCGAGCACUCGCCCCGCUCCACCGGCCUGGGCUAUCGCCUGCACAGCGCCCCCAACCUGUCUGACCUGCACGUCGUCCGCCCCAAGCUGCCCAAGCCACCCACGGACCCGCUGGGCAUGGCCUUCAGCCCCCCGCAGGCCAGCCCUCCCCAGCCGUCCCACGGUCUGCAGUCCUGCCGGCCCCUGCGCGGCUCGCCCAAGCUGCCCGACUUCCUGCAGAGGAACCCCUUGCCCCCCAUCCUGGGCUCCCCCACCAAGGCCAUGCCCUCCUUCGACUUCCCCAAGACCCCCAGCUCCCAGAACCUGCUGACCCUCCUGGCCCGGCAGGGCGUGGUGAUGACGCCCCCACGGAACCGGACACUGCCCGACCUCUCAGAGGUGGGGCCCUUCCAGGGGCAGCAGCUGGGCCCUGGCCUGCGGCCCACAGAGGAUGCCAGGGGCCCCGUCGGCCGGUCCUUCAGCACCAGCCGCCUCACCGACCUGCUGCUCAGGGCAGCGUUUGGGACGCAGGCCUCGGACUGGGGCAGCACAGACAGCCUGCAGGAGAAGCCCAUGGACACUGCGCCCUCUGCUGGCUUCGGAGGGAACCUGCACCCAGGAGCUCGUGCUGGCGGGGCCAGCAGCCCGGCGCCGGUGGUAUUCACCGUGGGCUCUCCCCCAAGCGGGACCACGCCGCCCCAGGGCCCACGCACUGCAGCCUUCUCAGUGGGCCCUGCCGGCUCCUCCACGCGCCCCCUGGUGGCCGGGGCCUGCGGCGAGGCUGCUCCAGAACUGCCGGCCCCUGGCCACUGCUGCAGCUUUGCCGACCCCAUUGCCGCCAACCUGGAGGGGGCUGUGACCUUUGAAGCCCCUGACCUCCCUGAGGAGACGCUCAUGGAGCAAGAGCACACGGAGAUCCUGCACGGCCUGCGCUUCACACUGGUCUUCGUCCAGCACGUCCUGGAGAUCGCCGCCCUGAAGGGCAGCGCCAGCGAGGCGGCCGGGGCCCCCGAGUUCCAGCUGCAGGAGAGCAUGGUGGCCGACCAGAUCAGCCUGCUGAGCCGCGAGUGGGGCUUUGCAGAGCAGCUGGUGUUGUACCUGAAGGUGGCCGAGCUGUUGUCUGCUGGCCUGCAGACAGCCAUAGACCAGAUCCGGGCCGGCAAGCUCUGCCUGUCGUCUACCGUGAAGCAAGUGGUGCGCAAGCUGAACGCGCUGUACAAGGCCAGCGUGGUGUCCUGCCAGGGCCUGCGCCUGCGGCUGCAGCGCUUCUUCCUGGACAAACAGCGACUGCUGGACCGCGUCCACAGCAUCACCGCCGAGAAGCUCAUCUUCAGCCACGCCGUGCAGAUGGUGCAGUCGGCCGCCCUGGACGAGAUGUUCCAGCACCGUGAGGGCUGCGUGCCACGCUACCACAAGGCCCUGCUGCUCCUGGAGGGGCUGCAGCAGCUGCUGUCUGACCAGGCCGACAUCGAGAACAUCGCCAAGUGCAAACUGUGCAUCGAGCGGAGACUCUCGGCUCUGCUGACCGGCAUUGGUGCCUGACCACCCGGAGCCCGGCUAGCUCGCCAUGCCCGAGCCCCGCGGGAUGGGCUCCGUGUGCUGGCUGGACCUGCCGGGACAAGCCUGCCGGCCCCAGGGCUGCUGGAUGGUGCUGAGGCCCCCGACGGAGCCAGAGCGGGAGGCUUCCUGGCCAUGGAGGACUGCGAGUGCUCGGAGCGCUGCUUCCCUCUGUGGCCGGACUCCCGGAACCUUCCCGCCAGGCAGGGGCGCCCGGGGGGCAGGUGGGACACGGGGACCCUGCCACCUGCCAAGACCCCCCGGACAGUUCAAGGCCUUGAGACAGCACCGCUGACUCCAUGCCAAAGAGAGCUUGUCCUCACGGCCUCGCUGCCUGGUCGCUCUGCCCCGGGAGAGGGGCUCGGCCUCCUCUUCUCCAGGACCCCCUCCCUCAGAGACCGCCCGCCCGGCUUUGUCAGUCACCCGAGCACUUUAUGCAGAUGGAGACUGGUCCCACCACACGGACCGAGGGGCAGGAUCUGCUGUCUGGCUGCGGCCUUGCGAGGUGUGUGUCUGCUUCCUCACACGCGUGUGCGUGUGCACGCGGCUCCGUGAGCAAGUGCGGUCCUGGCCCGGGUGCGGUGUGCGGCGGCAGACCGGGUGAAGCUCCGAGCUCCCGCCCUGGCCACGGAGGUCGCCAUCUGCCUUCCCCCCAGGCCGUGUCUCAUUUUUUUAAGCUGAUUUUUUCUUUAAAGAAGAAAACUUGCAAACAUUUAAGGCAUUGUUUUUGAAAGGCAGGGACAGGGACAGAGUUGGGCCUUGGCCUUACCGUGGGGGCAGACGGUACUGGCUGCGUGUGUGUGUGUGACUGCGUGUAGGUGCGUGUGUGAGGGCGUGACUGUGGCUGUGUGCACCCGCUGUCCUGCCCAGGGGACACGUUAGGCAGGUGGACAGCACUCAUCCCACAUCUGACAUGGUGGACAGGCACAACACACACACCAACAUGCAAGACCCUCCCCCGCCGAGCUCUAGCUGUCAGAUUGGUGUCAAGAUGCCUGCUCGUCACGGGUCACUACGGACCUGGGGGCAGCCUCGCCCCUCCUGCCAUGGCAGGCAGUCCUUGUUGGAGGGGGUGGGGAGAGGCCCCCUCCAGCUCCCAGGACAGGCACAGGCUGGGGCCUGUGUAGCCUCUGUGGCUCAGCUCUGCCUGAAUCUACUUGAAUGUACCCCGGGGAGUCCACAGGAGGCAGACGUGGGUCCGUGGCACCCAGAGCAAGGUGUUCAGAGGUCACAUGACACAGACACAGAUACACGUGUUUUUCUUUGCAAUACUUGAAAUAUCGCCACUGUGCUUGGACUCAGAAGACAGAAUCCCCGUGCCGCGUCUGUGUUGUCACCGCCCGUGACUCCGUCCCUCCCUGCUGCAUGUCCCACGUUAGUAUUUAUUGCUUUGCGGCUACCGCAGCCCAGCCUCUGAGAAGCUGGCGCCACGGCUGGGCCCCCGCCUGGCAUCCCGGUGUGCCCUGUCCUGUGGCCGCCCUGUGUGCCCCUGUGUGUGCGUGUGUGUGUCCCAAGUGGGACCUGGGGCCCCAGCCGUGAACGCUGCCUGUGGUUGUGUGGCCUGUUCUCCGAGAGACAGUGCGCCGCCCUCCGUCUGUUUUAAAACAUUUUGUGAGUCCCUUUUUUGUUACAUCGUGUGACGUCAGGUUAAAUGGAAAUAAACCUUUGGAAUUGUU